AUGGCGGAGAAUGCUUCACGAUGGAUGCAGCCCCCCACGGGCAGAAACAGCUUGCCGCCCGAACUUACCACUACAACGGCCAACGACACCACGACUUCCACUGCCGUGCCUGUCACCUCCUCCACCAACACCACCAUCCCUUUUGCCUCGACGACUGAUCCCAAUCUUUUCCACGGUCACGAGGGGCCCUUUGUGCAGCCCUCUUCCUACCUCCGGCCUCGAGGUCUCUCCCAUCCAAUGCCCCCAGCCCAGCCCGAGAGGGCAAUUGAUCGGGAAGAACGUGAGGGCCUAUGUGCCAUCCGCAACUUCCUCAAAGUCCGGACCAGUUACGAUGUUCUCCCUCUCAGUUUUCGGUUAAUCAUAUUUGAUACAUCACUAUCUGUGAAAGAGAGCUUGAAUAUUUUGAUACAAAAUGGCAUGUAUCCAUUUGCCUUCGUUGGAGAGAGUGGGCGCUCGGAAGCGAUCCUCGAGUCCAUCCGAACGCUGCUCUCCCAACGCAUAUUCGAUGGCAUCGUAUCGGCUCCGUUAUGGGAUUCCAAGACCUCGACCUUUGCUGGUCUCCUGACCACCUCCGACUACAUAAAUGUGAUACAGUAUUAUUUUCAGAAUCCUGCAGCGCUCGACCAGAUUGAUCAAUUUCGGCUGGACAGUCUCCGAGAAGUGGAAAAGGCCCUGGGGGUUGCACCCCCUGAGACAAUCUCGAUUGAUCCAGAACGGCCGCUGUACGAGGCUUGUCGUCGCAUGCUGGAAUCUCGCGCUCGCAGAAUUCCUCUUGUCACGAAUGAUAGCCAGACGGAUCGACCUCAUGUUCUCAGUGUCGUCACUCAGUAUCGCAUUCUCAAGUUCGUAGCCGUCAAUGUGAAUGAUACGCAGAAGUUGCGGAAGCCGCUUGGGGAGAUUUUGCUGGGUACCUAUAAUAAUAUUGCAACGGCAUCAAUGGAUACACCUGUGAUUGAUGUCAUCCACAUUCUCGUGGAGCGAAGCAUCUCAAGUGUGCCUAUUUUGAAUUCCAAAGGCGUUGUUUACAAUGUGUUUGAAGCAGUCGAUGUGAUCACUCUCAUCAAAGGGGGUGUUUAUGACGAUUUGAGUCUCACAGUCGGUGAGGCGCUGAAAAAGCGUAAUGCGGAAUUCCCUGGUAUCUAUACAUGCUCCCUGACAGAUGGGCUGGACACCAUUUUCGAUACGAUUCGCAAAUCUCGCGUGCACCGCCUGGUUGUGGUGGAUGAACACUUCCGACUCAAAGGCGUCCUCACGUUGAGUGAUAUUUUACAAUACAUUCUCCUCGAAGGCGAAAAUGACGAAUCACCAUGA
This is a messenger RNA of Aspergillus clavatus NRRL 1, 1311 nucleotides long. It is a transcript of the gene snf4, whose product is annotated as AMP-activated serine/threonine-protein kinase regulatory subunit SNF4. The record is from RefSeq and is a predicted model, not a curated record. NCBI's taxonomy places the organism in Eukaryota, Fungi, Ascomycota, Eurotiomycetes, Eurotiales, Aspergillaceae. The transcript is spliced from 6 exons. Bases 1 to 1311 code for a protein of 436 amino acids.